AUGGAUUUGGACUCUGCAGAACAGAGCAGAAUCAAGAGACCCAAGCUUGAACAUCGCGCACCACCACUCGAUUUUCUCACGAGACUCCCUCGUGAACUCGUUUUAGAGAUAUUUUCAAAGCUACCCGUUUCGUCUUUGCUCAAUGUCAUGUACGUUUGCCGAUCAUGGCGAUCCUUAGCACAGGACCCUUCGAUUGCUCCUCACCUCUCUGGCAUCACCAAGAACAAUCAGUGCUUAAUCUUCCACUGCGACACUCCGAUUCGAAGUCAAGUUUGCUUGGCAGACUUCAUUUCUUCUCCAGGUAACAUCCAAAAGGUCACUAAUCUCCUUCCAAUUUUCACUUCUUCGAUGCCUGAGUUUGAUGUGGUAGCGUCAUGGGAUGGCGUAUUGUGCUUGUUCGAUUCCUUGUUCGGUGACAAACUCUAUCUGUAUAACCCUUUCACUAAUUUCUUUAAACAAUUUCCUCAACCCGUGAAACACCCAAAUCAAGAGUCCGUGAUUGGAUUCGGCUUCGUUCAGAAAACGCAGGAAUUCAAAGUUGUUCAAGUCAUAAGCAUAAACCCCUUCAAAGAUUAUCCUAGAGAAACUGCACCACCAUGUUCGAGGACCCUGAUUUUAAGUCUGGGAAGCUCAAAGUGGAGAGAUAUAGGUGAAGUAGAGUAUCAUUUUGUUCAAUGUACAUCACAGAUUCUUGUUAAUGGAAGACUCCAUUGGGUUACUCAGCCACGGAAACGAGGAAGGAAUCGUUGGAGUGCUCUUGUUUCAUUUGAUCUCACAAACGAGGUAUACGAACACGUUCCAAUUCCAUAUAGUGAAACCUUAAAGAAAUAUGAAUUCCAUUUGCUUGUGAUAAAGGGUUGUCUUUCUGCGGCAUUUUACUGCAGAAGAGGAAGAUUAGAGAUAUGGGUAAUGAAAAAUUAUGGGGUAAAGGAAUCUUGGAUCAAGGAAUUCAGCAUUCGAAAUCAUGUUCCUAAGGGGUUAAAAGAGAAUUAUGAAUUGGAUUUUUGGGGUGUGAAAUUCUUGAAGACUGUAUCAAGAGCUAAAAGUGUUAGAGCUGUGUGUGUUCUUGACAAUGGCGAAAUUUUGUUGGAGUUUAAAGGCAAGGCUUUGGCUACUUAUGAUCCCACUAAGAGAAAAUUCAAGGAUUUACAAAUCCAGGGGAUACCAAAUUGGUUUCAAGUGAUUCAUGCAGGUAGCUUCAAUUGGAUUCAUGCACUCCCUUCAUAA
Messenger RNA from Neltuma alba, 1227 nucleotides. Its product is annotated as F-box protein At3g07870-like. Lineage: Eukaryota; Viridiplantae; Streptophyta; Magnoliopsida; Fabales; Fabaceae. Gene Ontology annotation, molecular function: protein binding. Bases 1 to 1227 code for a protein of 408 amino acids. The transcript has a single exon. The record is from RefSeq and is a predicted model, not a curated record.